ACGUAAGCUUUUGAAUAAAGAGGCUUAGAAAAUGGGGUUGUUUGAUCGGUUGGCCUGCAUAUUAGGCCUGAGGAAAAAAGAAGUAAACGUAUUAGUUGUGGGACUUAAUAACAGUGGUAAGUCGACGGUUAUAAAUCAUUUCAAACGUGAGGAAGAGCAGUGCGUCGAUAUUGUGCCUACUGUCGGGUUCAAUGUCGAAAAGUUCGCAUUCAAAAAUGUGAGCUUUACCGCAUUCGAUAUGUCUGGUCACGACCGCUAUAGAUCGCUAUGGGAACAUUAUUACAAGGAUUGCCAAGGAAUUAUAUUUCUGAUAGACAGUAGCGAUAAACUACGUUUGGUCGUUGCAAAAGAAGAAUUAGAUAUGCUACUGCAACAUCCAGAUAUCACUGGUCGCAAGAUUCCCAUUUUAUUUUUAGCUAAUAAAAUGGAUCUGCCAGAUUCUCUUACUACUGUAAAACUUGUCGCUGGAUUGGGACUUGACAGAAUUCUCGACAAGCCCUGGCAUAUUAGGGCAACGAAUGCCGUCAAUGGGGAAGGAUUACAACCCGCUAUCGAAUGGCUUACUGAUCAAAUCAGAGAUAUUUACAUAAAUAAGAGAUAACACUUUGUAAAAAUCUAUACUGCUGCUGCUGUCAUUCAGUCCUCAAUCGGUUUUGUUCACCACGAAUUUUUAUCACAUUACGCUAAGGGUAUAAUUAUACAUAGUGUAUAUUCAUAAGCAUAAGCAAGCUAUGAGAAUUAAGUAAAUUAUAAUUCACAAGUUCAUUGCAAUUAGACUACCUCAUUUUAGAGACAAUUAUUCGCAACUGCAUGCAAUGAAAGUCGGGUUUUCAUUGAUCUUGUCUAUCUACUUGUUAUUCUGACAGGCUCAAAUUUGCGUUAUUGUAAAUCAUAAUGUUAACACGUACAAUUAACUGUACAAUUAACUACGAAUCCGUCCAGAAUAUCUUAAGAUCGUUAUCUAUUCAUUUAUAUACAUAUAUUUGCAUGUAGUACAUAGAUAUACAUGUAAUUUACUUUGUAAUUAAAGAUUACAAUAUUAUUGUAUGUAUUUUACAAGUGAUACAAAUAACCGUAAUAUUCUUCCUAAAGCUCAUUACUAGUCCGAUA
Molecule: messenger RNA, 1110 nt
Organism: Athalia rosae (coleseed sawfly)
Lineage: Eukaryota; Metazoa; Arthropoda; Insecta; Hymenoptera; Athaliidae
Gene: Arl6
Product: ADP-ribosylation factor-like protein 6
Exons: 3
Coding region: 32-601 (189 amino acids)
Biological process (GO): vesicle-mediated transport; intracellular protein transport; cilium assembly
Cellular component (GO): cytoplasm; axoneme
Molecular function (GO): GTPase activity; GTP binding
Source: RefSeq, a predicted model, not a curated record